This is a messenger RNA of Anopheles aquasalis, 2390 nucleotides long. RefSeq names its product nuclear pore complex protein Nup75 (gene Nup75). Gene Ontology annotation, biological process: protein import into nucleus; positive regulation of DNA-templated transcription; mRNA export from nucleus. The record is from RefSeq and is a predicted model, not a curated record. Lineage: Eukaryota; Metazoa; Arthropoda; Insecta; Diptera; Culicidae. Gene Ontology annotation, molecular function: structural constituent of nuclear pore. Gene Ontology annotation, cellular component: nuclear pore outer ring.
CGGGGUACGUAGCGCGCUUUUUGUUUACCACCGCGAGCGCGCAUUUAAUAAAGUUUUAAUUCGCGUUCAAAUUAAUUAAUUCCGCACCAUGCCAUCGAACACAAACCAACCGGAAUGCCCGGUGAAACUGGUGCCAAACACGCUCGGCAAGCAGCUCGGACUUACUGUGUGCUGGGUUAAGGAACAUCAGUUCGCUACCCUCGCCUUUAGUAACGUGAAAAACCAACAUGCAACGCAGCGGAAGCAACCGGCACCGGGAUCCGGCAACCGACCACCGGUGGUCGACAUACAGCACUUCGAUGUGGAUCUGGUGCUGGACGAGCCGGCGAUUCGCACCAUGGUCAGCGAUUGUGGACGCGUCUUCUACCAGCUGCAGCAGCUCCGCUAUGGCUUGGUCGGUCGCCAGACGCAGACGAUUGAUUUCGUCGAUCAAUCGCUCCGCUAUCGAACGAUCGUACGGCAGGCACUGGACAAGCUGAACCGCCUGCUGAGUGAAUUGAGUCAAUCGGAAGCACAAGAAGAUGCACCGUCGUAUCAUACCCUGAAGUCGUACCAGGAUUUGGUCGCUCUGUUUUACAGCAUCGAGUGUACCUGGCAUCUGCUGGAGUUUCUGCUGCUAGACAGCCACAGCUCGACCACCGUCGUGGCACCGCUUCUGGAGUGGAUACGCCACCAUUACCCCACACCAGCGCUGGAUGCUGCGGAACUGUUGAGCAGUGGGCGCCAGAUCGAUCUACCGGAUAACUUUUGGUCCGUGGUGAAGGCACUCAUCUUGCAGGGUCAAACGACGAUUGCGAGGGCCUUGCUGCGACUGCACGUUGCUGCGGAUACACAAUCGUUCAGUACGGUCGAUCAGCUGUUGCACUCCUUCCCGAUCUACACCGUGUACGGUGGACUCUCGGUGCACAAGUUUCGUUCGCAGUGGAACUGUUGGACGGGCAACGUGCGCACCCUGCUCGCCACCGGUCACUUUGCCGAUGAACCCAACCUGGAGGAGCUGCUACGGUUAGUGACUGGCGAUCGGCAGACCUGGAAGCAGCAGCUAUCCGGGGCCGAUGGUGCCUGGUACGAGCACUUCCCGGGCUUUCUACUCUACACUGAUUCGACCUGCAAGUACUACGAGCUGCCGGAGCACGUCAAUGAGUGGAUGGGACUGUUCCGGGAGGCUCACUCACUUUCCUCCUCGACUGGAACCUCGAAAAACACGCUGCUUGACAAUCUGGUUCUUGCCGUCAUGGAGAACGAUCUGAUUAAGCUUCUGCACCAGAUACAGCAGCUUCCGGACAAUGGUUGGUUCGCCGUCCAUCUGGUCGAUCUGCUCUUCCAUGCCGGCCAACUCGAUCUUGGCCGAUCGCGUCUACCCGAUGAAGAUGCGCCCGGUAGCGAGGUAGCAGCGUUGCCAGGGGACGGUACCGUGGAUAACGGAAAGCUGAUGCGCGAAUCGCUGCUGUACGAGUUUGGUACGAUGCUCAUGACGCACCGUACGCUGUGGCUGCUCGGUAUGGAUUAUCUAGAGUUUUCCAACACCCUCGGACUGGGGGCCCGCGAGGUACUGCUGGGACGUGUACCUCUGCGGAACGAACGGGAAGCCCUGAAGGUGCUUGCGAUUGCACGCAAGAACGGCUACCGAGGCAUUGCGACCGAGGUGUGCAAAGUGCAGAGCCGACGCUACCUUGCCCGGAAACGGUACGGAUCGGCACUCGAUUGGGCCAACGAGUCCGGCGAUGGUGGGUGCAUCAGCGAGGUGGCCAACAUCUUCCUCGAGUAUUACUGCAACCAUGGGGAGCUGCUGUGUGAGGAGACGAUCGCGAACCUGGGCUCGGAGAUGUUUCUUUCGUCGCGGCUCAUGUUUCUCAAAAAGUACCACGAUUUCCGGAAGUACUAUCGUGACCAAGCGUACGCCAGUGCGGCGGAACUGCUCGUCAGUCUGAUGGACUCGAAGAUUAUGCCAUCCUACUUUUGGCCCUGUCUCAUGUCCGAUGCCAUUCCACUGCUCGAGUUCAAGGAACCAAUCAUUCCGUCGAAGGAAACGCUCAUCAUACUCGAGCAUCUGCAGCUGGAUCUCGUUCCGAUGCUGGAGCGCAGACAACAGCAGCGAAAAUCGGCGGAAACCUCUUCACCGGCUAUGCAGGAGCCGAAUGGUGGAGCAUCCGCAUCGGAAGAUGUUACCGAUGAGAUGGCACUCGUACCGAAGUUUGCCUCAAAUCUGCUUAACAACUGCACGGAGGACCUAAUUAAAAUGUUGCGGCUCGCAUGCGCCAGAAAUCUCUCCCGUGCCCUAAUUAUCGAGAAUACAAUCACUGCCUAGAGGGACGGAGGGACGUACUUUUUUUUCAAUAACUAUUACUUGCAAGUACCCCUUUCCCUUUACUGCCAAGAUGGUUCACAAU